CUCUCUCUGCUGUCUGCCUCCUAUCCUCAGACAGACCAGACAGACACACAGGCAGACAACAUGGACCCAAACACGACGAUCCUUCGGGUCAAGAGAAAACGGGGCACCGAUCCCGCCGAUGCCUUGCUGUUGGCGUGCAAACGGAUCCGGCCGGAGACUUCUCAGAGCCCCGGGGAAACGGUACCGGAGCCCAAUGAGGCCGAGGUGGAGAACUCCGUCUUCAAACUCGUGGCGACCGUAGCGACACAGGAUGCUCCGGUUCAGACGCAGGUUCGUGAGGCCCUGACCCGGCCCCGGGUUGCCCAUGCGCUGCGACCCUCUGCUGCCAGUUCGCAACGAAUCACUGGGGACCUGCGGAGCACCAAGUGGAGCACUCGGCGAGAGGAACGCUACCGAAUACUGUCCAGCCAUCGCACGGGGCUGUCGAGCCCGGCUGAGCAGUCAAACCCUCAGACUGGCACUGCUGAUGGGACAGAGGAGGCUGCGAGGCCUGGGAAUGAGCAGGAGAAAUGUUGGGGUGUUGGGGAGGUGCAGGUGGUCGACCUCAUACAUGAAGAUGUGGGGAACCAGGACAAAACUGCAGGCAAGACUUUGUCCUCAGACCCAGAAGUCAUCCUGUGUAACAACAUGAAGAUGCUGCGGGAGCGUCUGAACGUAUCCGGGGACGGACUGGGGGAGGAGCACCGCGAGCAGGACGAUGACUACGUCUAUGACCUGUAUUACCAGGAAACGGUCACACCUGGCUGGAUACAGGACAUCCUGUCUGUCAGGGCCUAUGCAGACGAGGGAGAACUGGUGCCUGACCUCGUGGUUCGUGAGGAGGAGGUGUAUGAAGAUGAGGAUGAUGAGAACGAGGAAGGCAACUGGAGGAAUGAUUAUCCUGAUGAGGAGAGUGACGAGGAUGGGGACAGAGAGGAGCGCUAUGGUGGUUACUGGGAAGAGGAGCACUCGUACAGCAGGAGAAGCUGGGAGCGCUACAAGAGGGAGGUGCUGCACGAGUUUGGUCGCCAUGGUGAAGACAGUGAUGACGAUGAUGAUGAGGAGGAGAAUGGCAGUCAAUAUGAUUCUGAUUGAUCCCUCCCUGAUUCCAGAUAACAAGUGGAUGUUCCAGUGCCCUCUCCACAAAUAACACCAUACUCUGUAGACCUCUGUGUAGGCGAGAGUUGGGAGGGGACAUACGCCAGAAUAGCACCUAAAACAAAACCAUACAUCUGAGAAAAGUGCUUCAGGAAAUCCCAGCUUACAUUGUAGCAUUAAGCAGUUUAUCUUGGGUUGUUGUAGUUGGACCAGUUCAAUGACAAUUUUGAUAUUGUUGAAAUUUCCUUCAAAUUUGUGACUUCUCUGUCAUGGUUUCUCAUUGCGAUAGUACUGACAAACUUGCCACUAAAAAUUGGUCUCCAUUUCAGCGGUAACUUUCCAGUCUGGGAAGUAACAACUAACAAACACCCAGAAAUUUCCCUUUUACAUACAAAAUGCUCAAUCUCUACUUCAUCAUCUUUGCUGCUACAGGCUGUGUCCUCUCUGCUUCUCAUCCUUUCUCUGGCCUUCAUCUCCUGCAGCAGAUUAAAAUCACUGCACUCCGCUUCAUGUAGCCAUAGUAGUUAUUUCCCAAAAUAAUCCUGAUUGACUUCAGAAUAUGGAAUGUACGUGGCCAUUGUCAGACACUUAAAGAAGAUAUAAAACAAGAUAAAAAGCCGAAAUCUGUAUCGCUGUAACUACACUGGUGUGAGCUUUUAUAGUUUUGUGCGGAAGAGAUUAUGACGUACUGUGACAACCGCUGAAACACUGGACAGCAGAGUCAAGUUGUAAUGUUGUUAGCUCCACCCGAAUGAAGCACAUCUGAAAGGGAAAGCAACUUUAUUUACAUUAUCUGAUACAGAGAGUUCACUCUUGGACUGUUAGUGGAAAUGAGGUGGCUAUUGUUGCCACGGUAACAUUUGCAUUGUUUUCGUUUCCUUCUUCAGACUCAUAGUCCAGAUCAAAACUUUUUUGGAAUCGUACCUGAUGUUAGCAGCACAGAGAAAUGGCAGAAGAUUUGCUUCCCGGGGGUUUGCUUUCAAAAGGACAUGAGACCAGAGAGACAAACCAGAGAUGUUUCAGCUUUGUAUCUUGUUGGGUUGACAACGGCUACCUUUGUUCCAGAUUUUGAAAAUGAUGAGGACUGAGUUUGGUUUUAUCGGCAGACCUUACUUAGGCUACACAGACCAGAGCACAGCAAUUUGACGCUUUUCACCUCUGCUUCUCAGGUGGCUCAGCUGCAGAGUUUAGCUUAACUGAAGCCCAUGUUUAGUUGUAAGUUUAUCAGUACUAACGCAGUUGGUGAAAUCUCUUUUACUGAUAGACACCAUGAAGGAGAAUGCACAAACAGUCUAAUUUCAGAAAUAUCAAAGUGGUCUUUUAAAGGCAAGAGACAUGUCAGUGUGCACAUCAUGUUCAAAAUCAUCAGUUUCAAGUGUCCUCAAAUAAAGCACAAUGACCGAGAAGCAGCCUAUUAGCAAUGAAAGCACAUAGCAAGCCCCAAGCUAUCAAAGCAUUUUCUCAUUAUUAUCAUCAUGUUAUUUUAUCAUUAUUACUAUUAUCAUUAUUGUUAUUAUUGUUAUAGGCCACUAAAUAAAAAAAAAAUAAAAAAAAUCCCACAGAAUGAUGAUGCAUUAAAGUUCAUUUAGUACAGAUCUCAAUCAGUA
Myripristis murdjan (pinecone soldierfish) is the source of this 2684-nucleotide messenger RNA. It is a transcript of the gene slc7a6os, whose product is annotated as solute carrier family 7 member 6 opposite strand. Gene Ontology annotation, biological process: developmental process. The coding region runs from base 61 to 1074 and encodes 337 amino acids. NCBI's taxonomy places the organism in Eukaryota, Metazoa, Chordata, Actinopteri, Holocentriformes, Holocentridae. The record is from RefSeq and is a predicted model, not a curated record. The transcript has 5 exons.